This is a messenger RNA of Phytophthora infestans T30-4, 1646 nucleotides long. RefSeq lists its product as uncharacterized. Gene Ontology annotation, biological process: cilium movement. Gene Ontology annotation, molecular function: microtubule binding. Gene Ontology annotation, cellular component: microtubule cytoskeleton. The record is from RefSeq and is a predicted model, not a curated record. The coding region runs from base 1 to 1530 and encodes 509 amino acids. NCBI's taxonomy places the organism in Eukaryota, Oomycota, Peronosporomycetes, Peronosporales, Peronosporaceae. The transcript has a single exon.
AUGGCGUCGACGUCCGUGCUCCAGCACUUUGAGGUGUAUCAGAAAGCCCGUGUAACGUUCGUCCAGGCCGUGGCGGAGGCUGCCACGCGGCCGCAAAACAUCGAAGUCAUGCAGAAUGCCGGUGUGAUGCAGCUGCUACGUCCUCUGCUGCUCGACAACGUGCCAAGCAUCCAGCAGUCUGCAGCACUAGCACUUGGUCGUCUCGCAAACUACAGCGACGACCUGGCCGAGGCCGUCGUAGGCAACGAAAUCUUACCGCAGCUCGUGUACUCUCUCUCGGAGCAGAACCGUUUUUACAAGAAAGCCGCUGCGUUCGUGCUGCGGGCAGUGGCCAAGCAUUCUCCCGAAUUAGCUCAGGCUGUCGUGGAUUCAGGUGCAUUGGAGUCUCUAGUACCAUGCUUGGAAGAGUUUGACCCAACCGUAAAAGAAGCAGCAGCGUGGGCGAUCGGCUACAUUGCGCAGCACACCGGGGAACUCGCACAGCACGUCGUGGAUGCAGGUGCUGUGCCGUUGCUCGUGCUCUGUAUCCAGGAGCCGGAAGUGGCGCUUAAGCGCGUGGCAGCGUCUGCACUUAGUGACAUCGCCAAGCACUCACCCGAGCUCGCUCAAGCUGUCGUCGAUCCAGGCACCGUGGCCUACUUGGCUCCUCUAAUCCAGCACCCGGACGCCAAAUUAAAGCGGCAAGUGUGCAGCUGUUUGGCGCAGAUUUCCAAGCACUCAGUCGACCUGGCUGAGAUCGUCGUGGAAGCCGAAAUCUUCCCUAACAUCCUGUACAACCUCAAGGAUAUCGACCACACUGUCCGUAAAAACGCCGCCACCUGCAUCCGUGAGAUCGCCAAGCACACACCAGAGCUAUCGAAGCUUAUAGUAAACGCAGGUGGUGCUUCUGCACUUGUUGACUAUGUGGCCGAAGCGUCUGGCAACAAUAAACUGCCAGGGAUCAUGGCGAUCGGAUACAUCUCGGCCUUCUCUGAGACGCUAGCACUCGCAGUGAUUACGUCAAAGGGUAUUACCCCUGUGAAAAGUGCACUGAUCUCAGAACCUGAAGAUCACAUCAAAGCCGCGAGUGCUUGGACAUUGGGCCAAAUUGGUCGCCACACACCCGAUCACUCGCGUGCGGUAGCCGAAGCCGACGUGCUUCGCCACUUACUGGCUUGCAUGAUCCACCCGAACAGCUCGGACGACCUCAAGAUCAAGGCUAAGCGUGCAUUGAAAAGUAUUUUGGCCAAAUGCACGCAUUUGCAGGCUUUGCAGCCGUUGCUGAGCGAAGCACCCGUGAAAGUGCAAAAGUACAUUCUCAAGCAGUUCGCGCAGAUGCUACCGCAUGAUCUCGAUGCUCGACGAUCUUUUGUGCAGAAUGGAGGCUUGGAAUUGCUGCAACAGCUCAGCGAAAUCGCAGGUGGUAAACUUACCGAGUAUAUCCUCGAAAUCAACAACUGUUACCCACCUGAGAUCGUCGAGUACUACUCGCCACACUACUCCAAGACACUCCUCGACAAGCUCGACGAUUACCAGCCCCAGGUACGGUGAGCUAGUGAAGAUCACAGUUAGACCUUCGUAUCGCCGGUGUAGCAGUAGUUUCGAAGCUAUGCUUAAAAUUGCUUUCACUCAAUUGUAGUUCUGACUUGAAAAGCGAAUAAUAUCAU